CGAACAAACUGAACAACUUGAACAACCUGUACCUGAACAACCUCUACCUUCAACAAAUAAUAAUAAUCAAAUACGUGAUAAAGCAAUUGCUAAAUUUAAUCGUUUAAAAGAAGCUUAUACAGUUGAAGGAUUUAAUAAUUUUGUUAAAAAAAAUCUUGAUGAUGCAGUUUUAAAAAUAAAUAAUAAACUUGAUGAUAUUAAUAUUGAAGGAGGAGAGGUUGAUUAUGAAGAAAUUAAAAAAAAAACAAAAGAAACAUGUACAGAAACAUUAGCCAAGAUUCAGGAUUUUUUACCAAGCAUCAUUCCGGAUAUGGAAUCAUUAUUAACAGACAAACCACCCCCAACAGAAUUUACUUAA
Racocetra persica is the source of this 358-nucleotide messenger RNA. The record is from the annotation of a GenBank genome assembly. Lineage: Eukaryota; Fungi; Glomeromycota; Glomeromycetes; Diversisporales; Gigasporaceae.